Molecule: messenger RNA, 2106 nt
Organism: Jaminaea rosea
Lineage: Eukaryota; Fungi; Basidiomycota; Exobasidiomycetes; Microstromatales
Exons: 2
Coding region: 110-2020 (636 amino acids)
Biological process (GO): regulation of DNA-templated transcription
Molecular function (GO): histone acetyltransferase activity
Source: RefSeq, a predicted model, not a curated record
CAUCACCUCCAAUCACUAGUCCAACCUCACAUCUCCUUGAUCGAUCCCAAGUCGACUGUCAGUGGCCGUCUCAUACCACUCGACAGUCACCGACAUAUCUCUGAACGACAUGGCCCGCUCAUCCGCCCCCUCAACGCCCUCGACGCCUGUCCCCUCUGGCUCAGCCUCUGCUGCUGGCCCAUCCUCAGCGGCACACCUCGACCCAACUCAGCUCCACUCCAUCUCCCCUGGCGGCUCUUACUCACUCGAGUCCGUCCGACCGGGAUGUAAGAUCUUUGUACAGAAGCCCGAUCUUGCCACAGGAGACAUUGAGGAACGAAGAGCCGAGGUGCUCAGUCGACGUGAGAAGUACCAGGGGAGAUCGAGGUUGAGCACGAGGAGAAAGGCGGGAGAGGCUGGUAGCAACGGAGCAGGAGGGCAUGGCGCAGAUGGAGACCGGCAACAGAAUGUGGCGGAGAAGUACGAGUACUACGUGCACUAUGAGGAGUUCAACAAGAGGUUGGACGAAUGGGUGCUGGGGACUAGGCUGAUACUAAGUAGGGAGAUCGAGUGGCCGAAGCCUGCUGAUCAGGGAGUCGGGUCGCACGGUCAUGGAGGUCAUGGGCAUGGAGCCAGUACCCCUUCUCAGAAGAAGACAAAGGCAGCCACGCCUGCUGGUGGAACGACGAAGACUUCUACAUCAACCGCGGGAACACCGAGGAGCGGCGCGACGACGCCUACCAAGGGCGGAGCUGGUCAACCUGCAGGUGCUUCGACGCCGAAAGAUGACAAUCUUCUGCGGAGGGCAGCGACCAAAGCGGCCAGCGCAGCUGCGGGAGGUAGUCAGACGGCGGCUGCAGGCAUCAAGCGCAAGGCGUCGCAGGGCGUAGGUGACGACGGCGACGGCGACGAGGAGAUGGCCUCUCCCUCUGCCGACUCACCCAUGGCGGACGGAGACGGGGAGACAGACUCUCAAGCCUCACAAGACGGAGAAGACGGCGCCGUUGUCGCAAUGGAGCUGCUAGGAGCAGACGAAUCCGUCGACCUGUCAAACGACGCUUCUGCCCCUUCGACAGACCCGGCGGCCACCGCUGCCCCACCGGCUGCGCCAAUCAGUAAAGAGCAGGAGAUUGAGAAGCUCCGCACAUCGGGAUCGAUGACCCAGUCUGUCUCUGAAGUGGCUAGGGUCAAGAACUUCGACGCCAUCCAGAUGGGAGCGCACGAGGUCGAGACGUGGUACUUCUCUCCCUACCCAAUCGAGCUCGCCGCAACGGGCAAGCUCUUUUUGUGCGAGAUGUGUCUGUCCUACUUCUCGUCCGCCUUCACUCUCGGACGUCAUCGUACCAAGUGUACUCUAGUCCACCCGCCGGGCAACGAGAUCUACCGACACGAGGAUAUCUCCUUCUUUGAGAUCGAUGGGCGCAAGCAGAAGACUUGGUGCAGGAAUCUGUGCUUGCUGAGCAAGUGCUUCCUGGAUCACAAAACGCUGUACUACGAUGUCGAUCCGUUCUUGUACUACGUCAUGGUGCAGAGGGACGAUACGGGAUGUCAUACGAUUGGAUACUUCAGUAAAGAGAAAGAGAGCGCUGAGGGCUAUAACGUCGCCUGUAUCUUGACGCUUCCGCAACAUCAGCGCUCAGGUUUCGGUCGUCUCCUCAUCGAUUUCAGCUACGAGCUCUCCAAGCGCGAGCACAAGCUCGGCUCUCCCGAGAAGCCUCUGUCCGACCUCGGUCUCCUAGGCUACAGAGCCUACUGGGCAGAGACGAUUGUAGGCUACCUGCUGGACAAGGGUGACGGUGAGGAGACCAGCAUUGACGAGGUCGCAUGGAAGACGUGCAUCACUCAUGCCGACGUGCUGCAUACCUGCACGUCGUUGAACAUGCUCAAGCAGUUUCAGGGGAAGCAUUACCUUGUGCUCAAUGACUCGGUACUGGCGAAUCAUGAGAAGCAGAUGGCCAAGAGGAAGCGGAGGAUUUUGGGAGACAAGCUGAACUGGGUGCCGCCGGUCUUCUCGAGGGCUCAGCUGCAGUUCGGGUGGUAGCUAGGUCGUGACGGUGGUGACUGUCGUGAGAGUUGUCGUGUUGUAUUACCAUUCUUUGGCCUGUAACUAUUUCACAUGUUCAUCGG